Aaosphaeria arxii CBS 175.79 is the source of this 831-nucleotide messenger RNA. RefSeq names its product short-chain dehydrogenase/reductase-like protein. The transcript has 2 exons. The record is from RefSeq and is a predicted model, not a curated record. Lineage: Eukaryota; Fungi; Ascomycota; Dothideomycetes; Pleosporales. Bases 1 to 831 code for a protein of 276 amino acids.
AUGCGUCCGUGGUCUCUCAUAUCACCAGCAUCCCGAGGCAUUGGCCUCGCCUUGACGAGACAGGUGUUGCAAACCACCAAUGUCCCCGUCGUCGCAACCGCGAGGAAAGACCUCGAUGCCGUCAAGAGGGAUAUCCUGAAAGGUCUUGACGUCAAUCCCGAUAGAUUGAAAAUGCUCGAAGUGGACUUUUUAGAGGAAUCCACACUUGCAGCCGCCGCCGCAGCAUGCAAAGAAGCAUUCCCCCUCGACUCCCACCACCUCCACCUAUCAUUCAUCCUGCCGGGCAUCCUAUUCCCUGAGAAAUCCCCCGCGCAAAUCGACGCAGACUCCACGCUUCUCACCUUCCGCACCAACACGAUCGGCCCCAUGCUAAUGCUCAAGCACUUCUCGCCCUUCCUCCCCCGGAAAGCCAGCAAACAGAAUGCCAAAAGCAGCAAUCGUAGCAGCGAGGAAGACGGCCCCUCCGCACUCCACGAGGGCCUCCCACCCAGCGCCAUCAUGGCCCUGAUGUCCGCGCGCGUGGGCAGCGUGUCGGACAACCGGCUCGGCGGCUGGUACUCGUACCGCGCGUCCAAGGCGGCCGUCAACCAGGUCGUCAAGACGUUCGACAACCACCUGCGCAACACGAGCGGGGACCGCGCCUUCGCGGUCGGACUGCACCCGGGCACGGUGAAGACGGAGUUCAGCAGGGAGUUUUGGGGCAAUGUGAGGGAGGGUAAACUGUUUGGGGCGGAUCAUGCUGCGGAGAGGUUGCUGGACGUUAUUAAGGGGAUUGGGGUGGAGGGGAGGGGGAGGUGUUGGGAUUGGGAGGGGAAGGAGGUUUUGCCUUGA